AUGUUCAAGUAUAAGUUGUUUGUUUUGGUUGCUUGUCUGGUCAUUGUUGCCUCGACCGACGACUACGAUGAGUACGAACAAGAGGAUUUCUACAGCCACCCGACGCACAAGUAUGGAGUAAAGAAUCCUCACACCGGUGAACACAAGAGCCAGUGGGAAGUGCGUGAUGAGGAUGCCGUCAAGGGAGCCUACACCAUUCAAGAGGCCGAUGGAACCGAACGUGUGGUCGAGUACAAGUCGGACAAUCAUAACGGUUUUGAAACUAGUAUUAAGAUUGUAGCACAUUUUCUUCGCCAGCAGGUCUUCCGAGGAGAUUCUUCCCACGGAUACCCCGAGUUCGGUCACGGAUCUGGAGCCAACUACAACAAUGUCAACAAAUACUACUCAGAUGUCACGAACAACAAAUGGAACAAAAAAAUCUAGCACUAAGAAGCCUUCUCGGAAAAGAACAAGCUGUUGUUAAAUGUUAGCCUUAUUUGAGUUUUACCCUAUCUUUCAGAAACAAGAUGAAUUAGAAGUUUCCAUGAUUGUUUGGUUUUUGUAUUGCAAUGUUAAAAUGAACAAUUUUAAAAUAUAUUUCUUGGAGUGAAUAAAAGCUUUAAAAGUUGGUUUAUUGUAAAUUGAAAUUUAUGUUUUCCAUUUUAAAUGAAAUAAUUUAUCAGAAUUAUUUUGUGUUUUGUUUCCAGCAGCACUUGGUAUAAAAUUA
Molecule: messenger RNA, 706 nt
Organism: Anopheles funestus (African malaria mosquito)
Lineage: Eukaryota; Metazoa; Arthropoda; Insecta; Diptera; Culicidae
Product: adult-specific cuticular protein ACP-20-like
Exons: 2
Coding region: 1-423 (140 amino acids)
Cellular component (GO): extracellular matrix
Source: RefSeq, a predicted model, not a curated record